UUCAACAGUCAAUCUGAGCUUUUUAGAGGCAGAGUAACAUUUAAAUAAAUCAGGAUACAAGAAACAGCGCUGUUUAAAAAAUGGACACAAAGACAACAAAGAUCAUCAGGAAAACACAGAGCUACAGAUCGUAGAACAGCACUGACAGCAGUUCAGACUGAGCGAUGGACUCUGAGGCCAGCGGGACGAUGGAGGUGGCGGCGCUCGGUCGGCCUUUCAGCCCCGGGAUGUUGUACGACUGCCGCAAAGACUCACUCGUCCCUGGAAUGACAUUGUGGGACCGAGAUGACCUGAGAAAUCAUAUUGGAGAAAGACCACAGAGCUAUAAUGAUUUUGAGAUAGUUGCAUCUGAAUCAAUUGCAGAUAAAUCAUCAGCACUAAAUGUUGAAGCAUCUCUGAAGGCAAGUUUCUUAAGUGGACUGGUGGAGGUUGGAGGAUCGGCCAAAUACCUGAGCGAUAGUAAGACUUCCAAAAAUCAGGCCAGAGUAACACUGAUGUACAAAGCUACCACAAAGGUUCAGGAACUGUCCAUGAAUCAUCUUGGAAGAGACAAUGUGAAGCAUCCAUAUGUCUUUGAUAAAGGAUUAGCAACACAUGUAGUCACAGCUAUCCUUUAUGGGGCACAAGCCUUCUUUGUCUUUGACCGUGAAGUGUCCGAAAAGGAAGAUCAUCAAGACAUUGAGGGCAACUUGAAGGUGAUGAUCAAGAAGAUUCCCAAAAUUGCAAUAGAGGGUGAAGGUUCACUGAAAAUGAAAGACAAGGACAGAGAAAAUGUUGAGAAAUUCUCCUGCAGAUUCUUUGGAGACUUUUCCCUUCAGAAGCCUCCUACAUCCUUUCAGGAUGCGGUAGAGGUCUACCAAAGUCUGCCAAAAUUGUUGGGAGCCAACGGAGAAAAUGCCGUACCAGUGAAGGUCUGGCUGUUGCCACUGACGAGUUUAGAUUCUUCUGCUGCAAAACUCGUGCGUCAGAUAAGUAUAAGAUUAGUUCAUGAAUCACAGAGUGUCCUGGAGGACUUCAGUGAGCUGGAAAUGAGGUGCAGUGAUGCACUGAGAACCACCACUGCACAGCAGUUCUCACAGAUCAGCAAGAAGAUUAAAACUUUUAAAGAAAUGUGCUCAGAGUUCAAGCUGGAAUUCCAACGAACCUUGGCAAAGAAACUUCCAUCAAUCCGAGGAGGAGGAGAAGAGGAGGCUGAGCUCGCAGAGAUCCUGAAGAAGAGACAUUCUUCUCCUUUCAACAGCAAAGAACUGAACGAGUGGAUGGACUGUAAAGAGAGAGAAAUCUGCAUCUUAAAGUCUUUCACCAACAUGAUGAAAAACACCAAGAUCGUUCCAUCUCAAAAUCACCUCUACAACGAAAUUCACAGUGCAGAGCAUGCAGUGUGUUUUGUUUUCACCUCACUGGGAAGUGCCGAACCCUUCCUCUCAGCUUUAUCAAACUACUUAACAGAAACACCCAAACCAGACGAACCUCGAGAUCCACAUACUGAUGAUGUAGAGAAGGAACUAUGGUACCUUUCAAACAAAGUACCAGAUGCAAUGAGUCACAAAGCAAAGCUCUUCAGUGACUUUGCAGAGGCCAACAAGGAGAACAAGAACAUUAAGUUCUUGACAGUUGGUUCAACAAAUGAGACACAGAAAGGUUCAAGCAUCUACCUUUAUGAAGACGGCUUUUCAGUCAGUGAGAACUUUGAGCCGCCUUCAAAGCCUGAAACAGUGACAGUCACUGAAACAAACCACAAGAGUGUGACACUGAAGAUUUCUCCACCAAAGUUUGGAGCAGAGAACAUCACCUCCUACUCUGUUGAGUACUGUGUCAGUGGAGACGAUGGAUGGAAACAGAAGACAGCAUCAGAAGCUGAAGAAGUCACAGUGAGUGAUCUGAGUCCUAACACAGAGUACAUGUUCAGGUGCAGAGCAGUGACCUCAGCAGGUGUUGGACCAGCCAAUGAAGUCAGUGGUUCCAUUAAAACCUUACCCUGCAGCCCUCCUGGAAAACCUCAAGUUGAACCAACCUCAAGUGAGAUAUCAGUCAGCUGGGAGAAACCUGCUGAGCUUGGACAGAAUGUCCACAUUUUGAGCUACAUCGUGGAGUACGCCAAAAAAGACAACAGCCUGAAAGAGGAAGAUCUCCAAUGGAGCCAAAAGACGGCAGGAGCUGAGAGGGUGAUCAUUUCAGGUCUUCAGCCAGAGACAGAAUAUGUUGUCAGGGUCAGAUGUGAUUGUGGUGAAGCUGGCAGAAGCAAAGAAAGCAUCACUGUUACUGUCUGCACAACAAAAGCUACACCCCUCACAGACUUCCUCAAAAGUACAAGCAAAAGGCCCUGCAGCUCUUAUGGAAAACUUCAUGUUGAACCAAAGUUAAGGAAGAUUAAACGUCUUGUUGAUGCUGUUAAAGAAAAAAGCAAACUGCUAAAACCCCAGACAGGGUCUCUGCCUGUUUAUAAAGUUCCCCUGAAAGAAGAACAAAUCAAUAUCACUGGGUGCAAGCGUUUCAGUUUCGGGAAAGAAAUAACUAAACCUAAUCGCACCAUUAUGGUUUUUGGAGCCACUGGAGUUGGAAAGUCAACUCUCAUCAAUGGGAUGAUCAAUUACAUUCUAGGUGUCCAAUGGGAGGAUUCAUAUCGGUUUAAGUUAGUUGAUGAGGGUCAGUCAAAAUCACAAGCUCACAGCCAGACUUCUGACGUCACUGUGUACAAACUCAACCACCAGGAGGGGUUUAAAAUAGAGCACUCACUGACCAUUGUUGACACUCCAGGGUUUGGAGAUACAAGAGACAUAGAAAGAGACAAACAGAUCACAGAACAGCUCCAUAAUCUCUUCUCUGCUGAGCUUGGGAUCAGUGAAAUUGAUGCUGUGUGUUUUGUAGUUCAGGCUGCUUCGGCCCGACUCACACCAUCACAGAAAUAUGUGUUUGAUUCUGUACUCUCAAUCUUUGGCAAAGAUAUUGCAGAAAACAUCAGAGUUCUGGUGACGUUUGCAGACGGCCAGAAACCACCAGUUCUUGAGGCAAUCAAAGCCUCAGGUGUCCCGUGUCCUCAAACAACAGAGGGGCAGCCACUUCACUUCAAAUUCAAUAAUUUUGCAUUGUUUGCAGACAACAAAUCAUCUGCAGAAGGUGGCAUGAGUGAAGAUGCCGAAGAUGGAAGCUUCGAUAAGAUGUUUUGGGACAUGGGGACAAAAAGCAUGAAGAGGUUCUUUGCUGCUUUAAAUGUCAUGGACACCAAAAGCUUGACCAUGACAAAAGAGGUCCUCAGAGAAAGACUGCAGCUCGAGAAUUCAGUUAUACAGGUUAGAGUUGGGUUAGCUAAACUCAAAGAGAUAAAAGAGACAACUGACAAACUGGAAGAGCAUGAGGCAGAGAUCAGCAGAAUUGAGGACUUUGAGUUUGAAGUCACUGUCACAAAGCCUUUUCAAAAAGACAUUUCUGGUUCUGGAAAUUACAUCACCAACUGUCAGUAGUGUCAUGUCACCUGCCACUAUCCCUGUAAAAUACCCAAUGAUGCAGAUAAGGCUCGCUGUGCUGCAAUGGGACCAGAUGGAAAAUGUACUGAGUGUCCAGGCAAAUGUAACUGGAAUGUACAUUUUAAUCAGAAGUACUCAUGGGAGUAUAAGGAGGUUAAAGAAAAACAAACAGUGACAGAGCUGAAAGGAAAGUACCUAAAGGCCAAAGAGGAAAAGGCACCUGUUGAGGCACUGAUUGGAAAACUGAGGGCUGCAUAUAAUAAUGUGCACACACAGGUGGUGAAAUUUAUGGAGAUGUCUGCUCAGUGUCUAAACAAACUUAAAGAGAUAGCACUGAAGCCAAACCCUCUCUCCACUUCAGAGUACAUUGACAUGCUUAUUGAGGGAGAGAAAUCUGAGGCCAAGCCAGGCUGGAAGCAACGAGUUCAGUCCCUGAUGGACAUGAGAGAAAAAGCAGAGUUCAUGGCUAUAGUAGAAAGAGGAGAGGAACUCCUGUCAAAAAGACCAUCAUCAACCAUGACCAUGACGAGACUUUCCAAGAUCAAACGAGUCUGACAUGUAUAUAAAAAUAAAGAACAAGAUGGGAUUGUGAGUGACGCUGAUCAAGGCCCAGGGGGGAAUCAGAGAAAAAGCAGACAUCAUGGCUAAAGUAGAAAGAGGAGAGAAACUCUUGAAGCUAAAGUGAUCACAAAUGUUUUGUCAAAACUAAGGCAAAAUCUAGACCAUAACAAAACCUAAAAAGAUUCCACCAAGACAAAGAGGAUUCUCAAACACCAGGAACAAAACAGGACAGAGUCUCUGUACUGAGAGACUCAGAUGUAAAUGACCAAGAAAAGCUCAAGCAUAAAUGUGAUGAAUGAGACAAAGAGGGCGACUUCUUACAGUUUUCUUUUGUACAAAUGUAUUUCUGCAGAACUUGUUUCCAUGUGCUGUUCACCAAAAAUACAGAUUUACCAUGUGUGGUGGAAAAUGUUUAAGUGUGAUUACAUUCAGUGCUGGAACCAUUAACCUCCUGAAACCAGUGAGUCAGAGUUUAAUAUCUGCAGCUCUAUGAACUCAGCAAACCUGAACAGUGAACAUGUAUUUGUUUAAGGAUAUUCUGUUGUCCAUAAAAGUCUUAGAAUAUUGAUUAUAACUAUAGUAUAAGUGUACAUUUUCAAUGCGGACUUUUAAAUGGGGAUAUCAGCUUGUUGUUGUUGUUGUUUUUCUGCUUGUGAUUUUAUUGACUACUAUUGGAUCCUGUGGCC
Messenger RNA from Epinephelus moara (kelp grouper), 4711 nucleotides. RefSeq lists its product as uncharacterized. The record is from RefSeq and is a predicted model, not a curated record. The transcript is spliced from 3 exons. Gene Ontology annotation, molecular function: GTP binding; protein binding. NCBI's taxonomy places the organism in Eukaryota, Metazoa, Chordata, Actinopteri, Perciformes, Serranidae. Bases 165 to 3461 code for a protein of 1098 amino acids.